AUGGCUUCCACGGCGUCCACGCUGGGCGCGGCCGAAGGGGAACAGGAGAGUGCCUCGUCGUGCACCACUGACAGCGGCGACAAGGAGGGCGUGAAAGAGACUCAUGCUAGCGCAGAGACGACAGAAUCGCCGGUCGAUGGUGGAGACGCCGAGGGGGAAAGUGACGAUGAGCAUCCGAAGAGCGUGUAUGGAGCUAGUAUACUGCUCAAGCUUCAGUGGGAGGAUCGUACGGUGCAGAAGAAGGUGCCCCUGAGAACCUAUAAGACCUUGGGUAUGUUUCUUUCCGAUGUCACGUGCAACUUGCGCACGGCACUGCAAGGGAACGCCUCUGCCGCUCAGUUCGUCAUUGAUGCCAUCGCCUUCGAGCUGACGCCGCUUCUUGUGACGCGCUACUUGGACGGAAUGGAGACAUGCACCGGCGCGUUGGAGCACGGUGCGUUGGACUUACUACGGCUGCUUGCGACACAUGCCAAUGCCAAGGAAAUGCACAUUGCCAUCAAGAAGUUCACGUCCAAGAUUGACUCAACAUAUCUCGAGGCCACGUCUUAUCUUGCUUUACGGCCAGUGCUGAGCUUGUGGGGUGACGUCAUCCCGCGCAUCCCGCAAAAGCGUAGGCUUUUUGUCAAUGACUACGUCAAAGUGUUCGAUCGGAUGCUUCCUUGCGCUGAAGCGUUUGAGACCUCCUUCAUUCCAAAUGAUGGCAUCGGGGUUGAACAAUCGGGACGGAUUGCUGGGAUCCCAGAUACGUUGCUAGACUUUCUCGAUAAGCUGGCUGACGCACAGAUCCGCCAAAUGAAGGAUGGUUCUAUCAGUGUUGAGGUCGAUGUGUUAGGCACUGCACAUGCCAAGUCAUUCCCUGAAAAGAAUAAGGAGUCCGCAGAUUCGGAAACGGAGGAAGUGAACAAGAACAAGGAGAAGGGUGAUGGGACAGAAGGGAAGACCAGUGAAAAGAAAUCAUCAGCGGCACCAGAUCCUAUGGCGACGACAACGGAUUGGAUUUUGGAACGUGCUAUUGCGCUUGCUAAAGUGCUCGACGUGCAAAGUAUGAUCUGGAGUCGGUUACCGGCUCCUCCAGGCGAGGAUCGGAAUGUACCCAAGAAGAAAUCAAAGAGUCGGAAGAAAAAUUCGACUGCCAAGCAGGGAAAAAUGGUUGAGGAACAGAAAGAAGAGUCCUUAGAUAAAUGCGCGGCUCUUUUCCUCAAGUUGGGAUGGAACAAUCCGGCUGUCGUCUGUCAAUUGGCUAGAAACGGCCUAAGUUUGGAUCCUGCGUCCCGCCACGAGGAGCUUAUGAAGUUACAUAUCGGGACAAAAUCGUUGUCGAGGAAGCAGAAGAUGAAUACUUUGUACAGCGCAACGGCAGUAGGACAAUAUAUUUGCGGUGCUCUGCGGAUGUGGACUAAGCGUCCCCAUGAAGCUGGCAUGGAGGGAGGCGCGCCGCGUGACCCAUACGACAAAAUCGAUCUAUCCGGUACUGCAUUUGAAUUGUUGGAGCCUUUCCAUUGCCUCGAUUUGGUUAUGCCAUAUUUGGCACCGGUGGUAAUGCAAGCUGGGGUAGCCGUGUCGUUGGCUGGUAUCGUGACAUUACGAGCAUUUUUAGACCGCAUUCCAGAUGGGCGCAUUAAGACCUUCGACGAAAUACUGCGAUUGAGGAAUGGGACUGCAAGUUUUGGACGGGAGAUAAAUCUCUUCGGAAUGGCGCAUCACGUCGGGAAAGCCCUUGCGGGCUAUGAUGACCCAAAGCAUAGGCGAAUCGGGUAUGAAACGUUGCAAGCCAUGUUACGAAAAUGUGCCAGUCCAGUGGCACGGUACGUUCUAUGUGAAGCUAUAUUUUACGAGACAACGCGAAAUGCAAUCGCUGCCCAAUUGAUGACAGAAAUGAAAGACGCAGUGAGGUAUGCAGAUAUUUCUUGGAGGGACACACAAGGGGAUAGUGACCGCAUCGUACAGGCAUCGCACCUUCGAAGCCGAUUAUCAGAAGACACAAUCGGGCGAUACUUCAUACCUCGGAAGGAACUACUGGGUUUCAUGAAUCCACUGUGCACAGUAUCGAACCUGGUCUAUUUUCUGGUUCGCAGCGACCCGCAAUUGCUUGAGAAAACACAGGAUAAGGAGCUAAGAAAUGAAAUUGAGAAGCGACUGCGAUUUUGUCAAGAGUAUGGUCGUCUAGGGAAACAACUGCUUCGGGCGAUCGCGUCAGUCGCGGAACACGAUCGCAGGAAGAUUCCCGAGUCGGCUCUUGCGAAAAAGAACACUGUGGAUGCUGCAGCGAUUUUCCAGGCCUCCGGACGAACCCUGAAUCAGUGCGUGGGAUCGAUUUCGCUUCUGGAUGCAGCCCUUCAGGGCUGAGACCAGGCGUCCUUGAUUGAGACCAGAAGAGAGGAUGGGAUUGUACAUGCAGACCUGAGAACCGACUCUAACUCGCAUCACCAGGACCUCCUACAGUAGAGACAGAUAUGUAAAUUAACUUGAGCAAAGCUAGGACGUUGCCGUCAUCACCACAGAUGCUGCGGAAUUCUGAAAGCAGAGCGCCAUGAGCCGGAUGUCCUUUUAU
Molecule: messenger RNA, 2551 nt
Organism: Chondrus crispus (carragheen)
Lineage: Eukaryota; Rhodophyta; Florideophyceae; Gigartinales; Gigartinaceae
Exons: 2
Coding region: 1-2346 (781 amino acids)
Source: RefSeq, a predicted model, not a curated record